GGAGAGAGAGAGAGAGGGGGAGAGAGAGAGAGAGAGAGAGUGAAUUCCGCAGCUGUCACGGAGCGCGCGCAGGAAUGUGAGUCUCACUGUGGGACUGACGUUUGGAGACCGGAACCGGGAGCCCUUUAGCCUCGCUGUUCCUGGAGGAAACGUCCGGUAACUCCUCGGCUCUUGAAGCAAUGGCUCCGGGGCGAUGACGGGGCGCUGAGGACGCGAGCCGUACCUCGGCGGCCAUGGCCAGCUCUCUCGCCGCCGGCGCGGCUCCGAGCUUCGAGGAGCAUCGCAAGCACUCCCCGCUGCUCUUCUACCGGGCCGUGCGGGACCUGAAGCCCGCCUGGAUGCUGGAGGACAUGCGCACCAUGGAGACGUUUUACCGGGAGGAGGACGCCAGCCACAGGACGUACACGCCGUCGGAGGCGCUGCUCUACGCGAUAGUCCACGACCACCAGGCGUACGCGCGCUACUUGCUCCACCGGCACGCCGACGAGGCGCUGGCGAGGCCCGGGGAGCGCUUCUGCCGCUGCCCGUCCCCCGCCGCCCCGCACCUGGCCAUGGCCGUCCGCUACGACCGGCGGUGCAUCCUCGGCCUCAUCUUGCAGGAGAGCCACCGGAGAGCCGGCGCGCCCUCUUCCUCCUGCUCCUCCAGCGCGGACCGAACCGGGUGCUUCCACAUGGAGGACGGCCGGACCCCUCUGCAUCUGGCCUGCGAGCUGCUGCGACCCGAGGCGGUCGUCAUGCUGCUGGGGAGCGGCGCGUCCCCGCACGCCCGGGACCGCGACGGCCUGACGCCCCUGGACGUGGUGCUGGAGAAGCUCGGGGUCCGGGGCAAGGAAGGGGCCGGCGCGGCGCGCGGCCGCAGGCAGUGUCUGGACAACCUGCUCAUGUUCAUGCCCAAGGUGCACUUCAAGAUGAAGGGGGCCCUGAGCAGGGAGCCGGAGCGCUGGAGCGAGCUGCUGGGCGAGGACACCUACACGUACCUGGCGGACAGGAGGCCGGCUCCGCUGGCCCUCGCCGCCAUGCAGACCGUCCUGCGGCAGCUGAGCCCCGCGACCUUCCCGGACAGCCUGCACGAGCUGCCCAUCCCCUCCUCCCUCAAACCCCCCGGCCUGCUUCCCGUGACCCAGCGGGUGGCGGCGUAGCCUUCGGCGUGACUUUGAUGCAUGCUCCACUAUUUAUGCAUGUGUGUGUGUGUGUGUGUGUGUGUGCGUGUGCGUGCGUGCGUGUGCGCGUGUGUUUGAAGAAGGAGGUAACACUUCAUUAUAGGGCUGCACAAAUACACACCAACAGUCAGGGAACACGUGAACGUAUCCCCAGAUGUGACGUCAUACACACUGAUUGGCUGAAGAACCAGGGAAUAAACAGCCAUACUCUUUUAUUUUGUGCUAAUCCAGGCAUUAAUAAGCAGUUUAUUUGUCUAACCUCAUGCUAAAGUGUUACCUGCUAAUACCACUGCUGUGUAUCAUAACAGAGGAGGCCAGCUGACGUCUGCUGUGUCUUAUUUGGGUUUUUAUUUUAACGUAAUGUUGAAAAAAAUGAUCAUUUGAGAAACAAGUCAGGUGAAAAUCUUUAAAUAAACAGGACUUCCAAGUGA
Molecule: messenger RNA, 1591 nt
Organism: Cyclopterus lumpus (lumpfish)
Lineage: Eukaryota; Metazoa; Chordata; Actinopteri; Perciformes; Cyclopteridae
Exons: 1
Coding region: 234-1139 (301 amino acids)
Molecular function (GO): protein binding
Source: RefSeq, a predicted model, not a curated record